AUGUUUUCUAUCCGGAGCUAAAUUGGCCCAAUUCGUCCUAACCCGGCCGACACCGAUCACCGCGGACGAGCAUAAACUCAACGACAACCUUAAUCAAGGCGCUGGGAUAGCCUUCCCUGUGUCCCCCCAUUAAGACCCUUAGGCGACGGCGGGAUGGCGGCGGAACUGGGGCAACAGACGGUGGAGUUUUCUAACCUCGUCCGGCGAGCGGCAGAGGAGUCUUAUCUCUCUUUGAAGGAGCUCGUAGAGACGCAUAAGUCACCCCAGGAGCGAUCCGACUCUGAGAAGAAGAUUGACCUCCUCAAGUUCAUUGUCAAGACUCGCCAGCGCAUGCUAAGACUCCACGUCCUCUCCAAAUGGUGCCUUCAGGUUCCUUUGAUUCAAUACUGUCAACAACUCUCAGCAACUCUUUCUAGCCAUGAUACAUGCUUCACCCAAACUGCCGAUUCAUUGUUCUACAUGCAUGACAGUCUACAACAAGCAAGAGCCCCAAUAUUUGAUGUUCCAUCUGCUGUAGAGGUCCUUCUUACAGGUGGGUACAAUCGGCUUCCAAAAUGCAUAGAAGAUUUGGGCUUUCAGCCUGCUCUUUCCGAUGAUCUGCAAAAACCUGCUUUGAAGAAACUGGAAAUGGUCUUACGUUCCAAGCUUCUUGAUGCAUCUAUUCCUAAGGAAAUUUCUGAGGUUAAAAUUUCCAAUGGUACUGCCGUUCUUAUUGUUGAUGGAGAAUUUAAGGUUUUUCUUACAUUGGGUUACCGUGGACAUCUCUCUUUGUGGAGGAUAUUGCAUUUGGAGUUGCUUGUGGGUGAAAAAGGGGAUCCAAUUAAACUUGAGGAAACUCGACGUUAUGUGCUUGGGGAUGAUUUGGAGCGGAGGAUGGCUGUAGCUGAGAAACCCUUCAUGAUUCUAUAUAAUAUCCUGCAUGAACUUUGUGUUUCCCUUGUUAUGGAUACCGUGCUAAGGCAAGUUAAAAUACUGCGCCAAGGCAGGUGGAAAGAUGCUAUACGGUUCGAGCUCAUCUCUGAUGGUAUUAGUGGACAUGGUGUGAACACCAGUGCUACACAAAUGGCUCAGGAUGCUGAAUUAGAUUCAACUACUCAGAAGAUCCCUGGUUUGAAAAUCAUCUACUGGUUGGAUUCGGUGAGGAACGCCGCAAUCUCUGAUUCUAGCUCCCUUCCUUUUAUCAAAAUUGAGCCUGCUCAAGAUCUACAGAUAAAGUGUUUGCACAGUACCUUUGUGUUCGAUCCGGUAACAGACAAGGAGGCAGAACUCUCAUUGCAAUUAAGCUGCAUUGAUGUGGAGAAACUUCUUCUCAGAGCCAUUGCGUGUAGCAGACAUACCCGUCUUCUUGAUAUCCAGAGAGAGUUGAGCAAAAAUGUUCACAUAUGUCAAUCUGCAGCCGAUGUUAUCCUUAAGCGUGAAGGUGAUGAUUCAGAUCCAUGCUCAAAGAAGAAAGACGGUGGUGGACCUCUUGUUCAUGAAUUUUGUGGGGAUGAAGUUUUGCAAGUACGAGCAUAUGGCUCAUCAUAUAUAAAACUUCGAAUAAACAUCAGGAAUGGCCGCUACCUUCUUUACUGCUCUAAAAACAUCCUCGCAACAUCUGCUUUGUUAGAAUGUGAGGAAGCUUUAAACCUGGGAACUGUGACUGCGACUGAAGUUUUUAUAAGCUUGAGAAGCAAAAGUAUUUUGCAUUUAUUUGCUUCUAUCGGAAGAUCUUUGGGACUUAAGGUUUAUGAAAACUGCCUGGCUUCUCUGAAGAUUCCAAAAUCUAUUUUGCAUGGUUCAGAUUUAUUAUUGAUGGGGUUUCCACAAUCUGGAAACUCAUAUUUUUUGUUGAUGCAGCUUGAUAAGGAUUUUAGACCUCUUUUUAAUUUACUAGAAACUCAACCUGAUACGGGUGGAAAGUCACAGUCAGUCAGUAACAUCAAUCAUGUUAUUCGCUUUAAUAAAAUUGACAUUGGUCAGAUGCAGAUGGUUGAUGAUGAUUUGAAUUUAAGCCUUCUAAACUGGGAGAAGAUAAGCACCCUGCCAAACUUAGCAACUUUGAAUCAACUUUCUAAAAAUGCUCUUCCAGAGUUAGGGUUGGAGCAUGCGUUGCAGCUUCCUGACUGUUCUCAAUCAAGUUUUUCAUCUAUUGUGGACGAAGUGUUUGAAUCUGAGAAAGAUGUAUUAGGAAACCAUCUUUCCAAUCAAAGUUUUUCCUCUUCAUAUGGUGUGCCAUCCUUUUCUCACUUGAAUUCUCUUUCUACUUUUGGUCAAGGAACAAUGGUUGGUGUUGGAACCCCUAAGUUGGAUGGUGGAAUCCAAAAUUCUCAAAGUAAUACCUUCAAUAAAGUUUCUUCUGGUUUGAAUGGUUCAUUUUAUCUAUCUGGUAAUGCUAAGGGUCAACUUAACAGUAACAGUUCAGCUAUGUUCACAAGCUCAAUGAGAAACCCUCCUUUUCAGAAACUUCCAUCUUCAAAAUCUGAACAGGAUUUGAGCUCUCUCAAGUCUCUGUAUUCUACUGAACUUAGUCAGUUUAAUGCUUUGGAUGAGGAUCAGACCAAAUUGAUAAACAGUUCUGGUUCUUCAUUAGUUGCGAAUAGAGCAGGGACAACUGUUUCUCGGGUCUCAGUACCUGUUAGCAGAAUGAAUGGUUCCAAAGGUUCUUCUUAUAGCCAUUUAGUUGGACAUUUGGGAAGUACCGGAUCAAGUUCAUUGACUGCUGCCCCCUCUUGUCAAGCUUCAGAAUCCGGAGCAUCCCAUGCCAUAGGGCUCAGGGCUAUUUCUAAACCGGAGAGAACGCCUCAUAAAAGAUCUCUUUCUGAGAUUUUAACCAUGAUACCAUCAUUCAAAGAGCUAGAGCAGGAUGAUCGACCAUGGAAGAGAAUGAGAACCUUAGAAUCUACUGAUUCAUUAGGACUAUCAGCUUUCCCAUCAUGCAGAUCUGGUGAGCACAUGUAUGGGAGUCUUCUUGCUGAAGCUAUCCAUGGUAAUGCUCCUUCAAACAUAUAUGUGUCUGUCCUCCUCCAUGUAAUUAGACAUUGUUCACUUUGUAUCAAGCACGCUAGACUAACUAGCCAGAUGGAAGCUCUUGACAUUCCAUAUGUUGAAGAAGUUGGUCUACGAGCUUCAUCUUUAAACUUGUGGUUCCGACUGCCACUUGCUCAGGAUGGCUCGUGGCAGCAUAUUUGUUUACGUCUAGGCAAACCUGGAAGCAUGUAUUGGGAUGUUAAAAUAAAAGACCAGCAUUUUCAGGAAUUAUGGGAACUUUGUAAGGGAAAUAAUAGUACAACAUGGUACCCUGGUGUUCGUAUUGCUAAUGCAUCUGAUGUUGAUUCACAUAUCCAUUAUGAUCCUGAAGGAGUGGUUUUGGGUUAUAAAACAGUUGAAGCUGAUAGCAUUGAGAGGCUUGUUUCAGAUUUAAGAAGGCUGUCUAAUGCACGUUUAUUUGCUCGUGGGAUGAGGAGGCUAAUUGGUGCCAGGGCAGAUGAUAAAUUAGAUGAUUUAACUGCAAGCUCUGACAAUAAUUUGCAAAUACAAAAAGCUGCUAAUGAGCCUGUUGACAAGUUAACCGAACAGAUGAGAAGAAUUUUCAAGAUUGAGGCUGUUGGUCUUAUGAGUUUAUGGUUUAGCUACGGCUCAGUGCCUUUUAUGGCACACUUUGUUGUUGAAUGGGAGGCUGGCAGGGAGGGCUGCACAAUGCAUGUUUCUCCGGAUCAUCUAUGGCCACAUACAAAGUUCUUGGAGGACUUCAUCAAUGGAGGUGAUGUUGCAUCAUUCUUGGAUUGCAUCAGGUUAACUGCAGGACCCUUGCUGGCUCUAGCUGCUGCUAUACCUCCUGCUAGGAUGUCUGGUCCUGUAUCUACUGGUCCCUCUCCCAUUUCAAAGCAAGGAAGUUAUUUGCCAUCACAGGGAUUUCUCCCUAAUUCAUCUAUAUCCAAUGUUGUUAUGCCUUUAUCUCCUGCAGCUUCAACUGGAACUUCCGUUGCACCUCCUCUUAGCAGUCACAAUAUUCACAAUGCAGCAACUCUGUCUGCUGCUGGAAGAUGUGUUUCAGGAAUUGUUCCCAGCUCACUGCUACCUAUUGAUGUCUCUGUGGUCUUGCGAGGCCCAUAUUGGAUUCGUAUCAUAUAUCGCAAGAGGUUUUCUGUUGAUAUGCGCUGCUUUGCUGGAGACCAGGUUUGGUUGCAACCAGCGACGCCACCAAAGGGAGGGCCUGCCUCAGGGGGUUCAUUACCCUGCCCACAGUUUAGGCCUUUUAUUAUGGAGCAUGUUGCUCAAGGCUUGAAUGCUUUGGAGCCCAAUUUUCCUGCGGUUACUCAUACUGGCGGGCAUUUGAGUUUAAGCAAUAGUCUGCAAAGUUCAGCUGCUCAGCCUCUGUCAGCUAAUGGCAAUCGUUCUAGUCCUGUUACUGGUGUUGGAAUGCCAAGACCUGUAACAAUUAUUGGAAACCAGAUGUCUGGCAACUUGAGUCGCGUCAGCAAUAGCAUGCUACCAACAUCUGGGAUGCCUUCAGGUAUAUCUGGGGUACCGAUGCGAAUAGCUCAAGGUACUGGAGUUCCUGUGCAUGUUAGAGGGGAACUGAAUACUGCUUUUAUUGGGCUUGGAGAUGAUGGAGGUUAUGGUGGUGGAUGGGUCCCUCUAGCAGCUCUUAAAAAGGUUUUACGUGGCAUUCUCAAGUAUCUUGGUGUCUUGUGGUUGUUUGCACAGUUGCCUAAUCUUCUGAAAGAGAUAUUGGGUUCAAUCCUAAAGGAUAAUGAAGGAGCACUGUUAAACUUGGAGCAAGAGCAACCAGCCUUACGCUUUUUUGUUGGCGGGUAUGUAUUUGCUGUAAGUGUCCAUAGGGUCCAGCUUCUUUUGCAAGUUUUGAGCGUGAAACGUUUCCACCAUCAACAGCAGCAGCAAACACAAACCAGCGCACAGGAAGAGUUUUCAGCAUCUGAAACUAAUGAAAUAUGUGACUACUUCAGCCGGCGUGUUGCUUCAGAGCCUUAUGAUGCUUCGAGGGUUGCAUCCUUCAUCACCCUCCUUACCUUGCCAAUUUCAGUUCUGCGAGAAUUUCUGAAGCUGAUUGCCUGGAAGAAAGGUUUAUCUCAGGUGCACGGUGGAGAAAUAGCUUCGGCGCAGAGAGCACGGAUCGAGUUGUGCUUGGAGAAUCACUUGGGGUCUUCUUUUAAUGAGAGCUCAGAGAAUUCAUCUGUGUCAAAAAGCAACAUUCAUCAUGACCGUGCCCACAGCGCCGUCGACUUCGCUCUUACUUUUGUCCUCGACCCAGUUCAUAUACCCUAUGUCAAUGCAGCUGGUGGAGCUGCUUGGUUGCCAUAUUGCGUCUCAGUGAGAUUAAAGUAUUCAUUUGGUGAGAACCCUCAUAUAUCGUUCCUUAGAAUGGAUGGAAGCCAUGGUGGCAGAGCUUGCUGGUCCCGUGUUGAUGACUGGGAGAAAUGCAAGCAGAAGUUAGCAAAGGCGGUGGAUUAUGCUAAUGGAAAUUCUCUGGGAGAUAUUAGCCAGGGAAGAUUGAGGCUGGUUGCUGAGUCACUUCAAAGAACGUUGCAGGCCUCAUUGCAACAGCUAAGAGAUGGCUCUGUUUCUUCUGGCUCCUCCUUGACAUAGAAGUUAGAGAUCUCACCAAUGGCUGAAUUCAUUCUAGACAUUGUACAGUGUAAAUUAACCAUCAUUGAAUGUCUUGUUAUAAGAACAGAGAAGCAUCGUACAUCAGGAAAGAUGCAUUAAAUUCACAAGAAAAAAAAGAUGGAAUGAUGAAAUCCCAGAGUCUACGACAAGCAUUGGCAGAGAAUUUUAUUGAUUC
Dendrobium catenatum is the source of this 5785-nucleotide messenger RNA. Its product is annotated as mediator of RNA polymerase II transcription subunit 14. Gene Ontology annotation, molecular function: transcription coregulator activity. The record is from RefSeq and is a predicted model, not a curated record. Gene Ontology annotation, biological process: regulation of transcription by RNA polymerase II. Bases 154 to 5589 code for a protein of 1811 amino acids. The transcript has 8 exons. Gene Ontology annotation, cellular component: mediator complex; core mediator complex. NCBI's taxonomy places the organism in Eukaryota, Viridiplantae, Streptophyta, Magnoliopsida, Asparagales, Orchidaceae.